Siniperca chuatsi (mandarin fish) is the source of this 6205-nucleotide messenger RNA. RefSeq names its product SRY-box transcription factor 18 (gene sox18). Gene Ontology annotation, biological process: angiogenesis; positive regulation of transcription by RNA polymerase II; vasculogenesis. The record is from RefSeq and is a predicted model, not a curated record. NCBI's taxonomy places the organism in Eukaryota, Metazoa, Chordata, Actinopteri, Centrarchiformes, Sinipercidae. The coding region runs from base 444 to 2264 and encodes 606 amino acids. The transcript is spliced from 2 exons. Gene Ontology annotation, molecular function: RNA polymerase II cis-regulatory region sequence-specific DNA binding; DNA-binding transcription factor activity, RNA polymerase II-specific.
UCUGGCCACAAGUUUCAAAACUUUCAAAGAGGGCAGACAGACAGAGAGACAGUGAGUCGGAAAGCCUGUGAAGGAGGGGAAUCAAGCUUUGGACAAACCGCUGCACCACACACUCCAAACAAGAACUGUUGUCUUUUGAGAAAAAAAGAAGUGAAGAAAAGAAAGAGGCAGAAUCAUUGUGGAUCAUUUUCAGGGGGAAUAUCCUGCACCACAACUUGUUUGUUUUCUCUUUCUUUCUCGUCUUCCCCCUCCUCUCAGAUCUCGAUGCUUUGCUUUGGGAUUUGUGCUCCAAAUCCAUCAAAAUCCUCUCUUGAUCUUUCCCUUUGUCAUCUGAAACAUUUUGAUUUACAAAUUUCUUCCAGAACUUUGCAACCCAACAAACUGAGACAGACGUUUGCAGAAUUUCACUUGGACUAAAAGUUGAAUCCAAGCCCGGUUCUGGAAUGAAUUUAACUGAGCCCAGCUUAUCUAGAGAGACUCUUCUGCAUGCCACCCGGGUGUCUCUCGGGGGCCCCUGGGCGUCCAGGACCCCUAGCCCUGCUUCUGAUUCUGAAAUGGGUUUUGAGCAGAACCUCUCCGGGGACUGCAGUUCUCCCGAUGGCCUUGGACCUGGGAACAUGAGGAGAACAGAACCAAGGAUUUCUCUCACGCCACGUUCAGGGGGACAGAGUCCGGACCUGACCCAGGCUGGAGGUGUGUCGGCCGGCAUGGCUGAUGGGAAGGCCGUUGGGGGUGAGCAGAGGAUCCGCAGGCCCAUGAAUGCCUUCAUGGUCUGGGCUAAAGAUGAGAGGAAGCGACUGGCCGUGCAGAACCCUGACCUGCACAACGCUGUGCUCAGCAAGAUGCUCGGUCAGUCUUGGAAGGCCCUGAGUGCUACAGACAAGCGGCCAUUUGUGGAGGAAGCAGAACGUCUCCGUGUCCAGCACCUCCAGGAUCACCCAAAUUACAAGUACAGGCCUCGUCGCAAAAAGACCACCAAAAAACUAAAGCGGGUUGAACCAGGUCUUCUGCUUCACAGCUUAGCCCAGGGUGGGGCACCAGGCCUUGGAUUAGGACAUGGUGUCAGCCCCUUGGGCGCAGAAAGUAUCUCUGGAGGUUCUGCUUAUGGACAUCCAGGUGCCCACCCUCCGCAUCACCAUCACUCCCACCACUUGCUGCCCUCUCUUGGGCACUUCAGGGACCUCCAGGCCCCAGGACACCCAGAGCUGGAGAGCUAUGGCCUACCAACUCCGGAGAUGUCCCCUCUGGAUAUUCUGGAAGAUGGAGCUGGGGAAUCUGUGUUUUUCCCCCAACAUAUGCAAGAGGAGGCAGGGAUGGGAGGUUGGAGUGGGUACCACCACCACCUUCAUCAUCAUAACCAGCAUUACGGCCAUAAUUACAACAACCAUAGUCACCACAACUCCAUACAUGGUGCAGCAACAUAUGUUCAGAGUUCAGGUAUGAGUGUUGGUACAAGUGUAAGCACCGGUAUGAAUUCCAGUUUGAGUCCUGGUAGAAUUUCCAGAGUUGAUUCCAGAAUGAGUUCGGUCGAGUCAAAUAUGAGCUCAAGCAUGAGUUCAGUCACCUCGGUUUUGGCAAGUUCGGUCAACUCUAGGUUAAAUCCUACUCACACAUCCAGUCACCACAUCACCUUGAGGAGUCCUGUAAAGUGCCCACCACCUCCAUCCGACUCCUCCUCCCCCAUUUCCUACCCCCAGCCCUCCAUCAACCUCCCUGAGCCGAUAAAAUCCCACCAAACGCCACAUCAAGCCACUGCUCCUGUCGGCUACUUCAGCCAAAUGUAUGGGAACAGCACCCCGAAUGCUGCAUAUUACAUGCCCUCUCACCUGGGUCAGCUUUCACCUCCUCCUGAAUCUUCCCCUUCUUCCUGCUCGUCCUCCUCCAUCCCCCCAUCAACCUUCCCUCACGCUUUGCACUUAGACCCUUCAAAUCCCGAGCCCUCCAGCCAUUUGGGGUCUUCCUCUGCAGAGUUUUGGUCUGAGGUGGACAGGCAUGAAUUUGACCAGUAUGUAAAUGUUGGAAGGAAUCGAGAGGAGGCCUACGGACGUGGUGGGGGCUGUGGGGGUGGGUCCAAAGUUCUGUGUGGGCGCAGUAGCAGUAGUGUAGGUAGUAGCAUGAAUAGCAGUGUUAACAGUAUUAUUAACAGGGAUGUCAGUAGCAUUUUGAAUGGUGCUGGUGUGUGUGAUGAAGCAAGCAGCCCUCUUAUAUCUGCUCUUUCUGAUGCCAGCAGCGCUGUCUAUUACAGUGCCUGUAUCACUGGAUAAAUGAUCUCAUCUCUCAUAUGUACCUCCUUGUAUACUGCACAGUUGGGUUUGGAUCGUGUGAACCAUUGUUACAUGAUAGGGAGGAAGUAUGUCAGAAAGAUUAGUUUUGGCUCAUACUUUUAAGUCAAGUCAUUGUCAUGUCUUGCUUAUCUCUCAUAGAUUCCAACCAAGUCAAUUUAAAAUGUUAAAGUUUUUCUAAAUGCUGAAAAGAAAAUGAGAGGUUUCAUCCUACAAAUGCUUGCUGGAGACAGAGCUGGGUAGAACCAAAAAAAUGUAAAAAGAAUUUAAAAAAUUUGAUAGCUGGGAAAAAAUGUAAGAAAUUACUCUAGAAUGAAAAUAUAAAUGCUAAUUGCUUAUUUUUAGAUUAGUUAAUGCAUUCCUGAACAUGAUAUUGAACAGUUGGCUGGCUAGCUAACCAGCUUUCCUUUAUAGCUACAGGCUAGUUUAGACUUGGGAAGAUAGGUAUUUUAACUUGUUAGCAUGGGUAAUGCAUGACCCACAGGAUUGUUUUUUGGGGAUUGAUUUGUUGGAAAUGCAAGGAUUACUAGCUCUUGGCACCUUUGUAGGCAGAAGCUCAGCAGGUUUUGGCUUUUCCUGAGCAACCACAAAAUCAGCUACUGCCAGUCACUUAACUAGUAUAGCAGAUGACAUUAGCUAAUGGGGUUAGCUAACUAAAAAAACUCACAAUUUCUGUUGCAUCACUCCAAGCUUGAUGCUCUUUGUCAAGAUGUUGUCUGGUGAAUAGUACAGAAAAAAAUGCAUGGUGACAUAGUGCAUUGUCCUGCUCAGAGGUUACAAUAUUUUGACUUUAGGCAGUAAAGGUGCUUCUCCGAAAAAAAGAAAAUGAAGAAAUAGGCCUAAGUGUACUGGCUAGAUUAACAGAAGGCAGCUGGACAGCACCUUAGAAAAGAUUUGAGUUUUUCAGUUACUUACCAAGGGUGCUAGGUCUCUGUGUUAGCAAAAUGUGUAAUGCUAAUGAACCGGGAGUCUUUAUCAAUAGCUGGAUACAUUUAUGACCUGGAAAUUGUUCUGGUGGCUACAUAGUCUGAAGGAUCCAAGGAUGUGCAACAAGUGCUUGUCUUAGUCGAAGUGCCUUUGUGCAAAACACUAAGCUCCUACAUGUUGCACAGAUUUUGUUUCUCUGCACUCUAAGCCCUCUGGUGACAGACAGUACAUGCUAUAGGAAGAUAAGAUUAUGCAAGCAAGAUUAUUUUUUUAAUUGCACUGUGUGUCAUCAGAAAAAUCCGCAACUACGACAAAUCUGAAUUUCAUGAUCAUCUCAUAUCAUUUUUGACAAUUAAUCUCAGGACCAGACAAAUAUUCAUCUCACUGAACUUCAUGAAGUUUAGAUUUAUUCAUCUCGUUCGUUAAAUGGGAACAUGAAGGACAAUGAAGGACAAAGUCGGGAGAUGGACAAAGAGAAAAAGACUAGAUGGGAGAGACUUGAUCCAGCCUCCAGGCACAUAUCUCUCAGCAGUGUUGUCGGGAAAGCCUUGGCCACAAACCCAGAGCAGACCACUGAUGUCUCCCACAAACUUUCAGGAUGUUUUACAAGCCGGGUCGGGUUCUUUCUGACCGUGAUACAUGCCGUUCCCUCUCUGUCUCAGUCCAUGACAGGGCCUCAUGUCAAACUCCAUGCCAAAAUCUGCAAGUUUUAAGUUGCUUUACUUCUUGGCAAACAAAGAUAUGUUGAUGAUUCAAAGAUCAUUCUUUUUAACCAGCAAGCCUCUUCGGUAUAACAAGCAUAUCACUUGUUUAAACAAAAUGUCCUUUUUCAAAGUUAAAAAGUGUAAUUUAGUUCUACAAAUAACAGAAGAUUUGGUUCCUCAAAUGAAGUGCCAUUGGAACAAGUCUUGUGUGGUAGAUCAUGAAAACAGCUUCACUUAACACUUGCAUAUUUGUAUGCAAAGCAACAUUGUACUCCUAGAUAUUGGUAAGCAGUUUGACCAUUUAAUUACAAAUUGUUCAUUCUUAAUUUCAUUAAAACAUUUACGGAUAAUGGUUCAUGCGUUAGGUCUUAUUAGUUUUGGAAACCUUGGUUUGAUGUAGCCAUUUACUGUAUAUAUAGAUGCUAUGCCUCUUGGUAGUAUGUGAAGGAGAAAUUGAGACUAUGAAAUGUUCUCUUUGCACUGGGUUUAAAGUCUUAGCUGUACAGAAGGAACACUACUUAUAAAAAGUCAAAUGUCCAUAAUUUUAAAUAUGUUUUUGUCCAGAAAGGACUGUGUUUAUGUUGUUGUUUUAUAGAUUAUGUUUUAUAAAUUUAUUUUCUUAAAGGAAUAGUUUGACAUUUUAGGAAAUACCCUUAUUCGCUAUCUUGCUGAGAGUUAUGAUAAGAUUGAAACCACUAUCAUGUCUGUGUGUUAAAUACGGUGCUGGAGCCAGGAGGCGAUUAGCCUAUCAUAGCAUAAAGACAGGAAUAAGGGGGAAACAGCUAGCUUACUUAAAAAUUAUUUUAAAAGUCCGCCUACCAGUACCUCUAAUACUUACUAAUUAACAUGUUGUAUCUAGUUUGUUUAAUCUGUACACAAACAAACAUUAAAAUGGUAAUUUAUGAUUUUGUUGUGUUGUGCAAUUAUUGCUUCUGCUGUUGUUUGCCAAGAAAUAGUUACACUAGGUAACUCCGCGUAAAACCACAAAUUGUUGGUUUUACCUUCCUGUUCGUGUACUUAUUAAAUAAUAGAAAUAAAAGGUGUUAAUUAGUAAAAUUUAGGUGGUGGUGAUGUAAGCAGAUUUUUUAACUUUGGACUGAUCCAGGCUAGCCGUUUGCCCUGCUUGCAGUCCUUGUGCUAAGUUAGGCUAAUUGCCUCCCGGCUCCAACUCCAUGCUUAUCCCACAGGAAUGACAAUGAUAAUGAUAUUCUCACCUCAUUCUGAGCAAGAAAGCGAAUAAACGGAUUUUUGAAAAGGUUGAACUAUUCCUUUAAAGAUGAUUUAAAUAUAAAAGUAUUUGAGCAUAGAGUUUCCUCUGUUUUUUUUUUUUUCUGUUCCUCCAAAAUGUUGUGUAUUAUAUACUUGCCUUCAAAAGGAAAUCUAUAAUUGUUAAGUUCUCUUGUAGCUCUCUAUGGAUCUUUAAUGGGUUACAUGUUACACUUUGCUCUACCAGUGACACCGGCAAACGAGAAACUGUCCCACUGUUAUUUACCCAAAUGACUGGAAAUUAAAAUGAAAACUUGUGGUUUUGUUUGUGCUGAGAAAAUGAAAAAUCAACAGUUGUAGCCACUGUAGAGGUCUCUUUGUAUGUGUUUAUGUAGCAUUUAUCCUGUAAUAUUUUGUAUACAGUGGGAGCAAAAAACAGAAGUCUCUUUUCAAGGAUUUACCCUGCAUCUGUUCUGCAUUAGUCAUACAGACAAUACAUUUUUUGUACAUGAAACAGUAGAACAAAAUCGAGUAUCUUGUACAGUGAAACCAGUUAUACUUACCACACUAUUCCUUGUGGCCGCCAUUGGUUGAAAACAGAGCAACAGUAGAUUUUUCCUCUAGAGGAUGGAGCCACAGAGAAGCAGAAGUUCAAGCAAAGUAUUAAAAAAUACUUUUACAUCUGCAUUUGACAUUCUUUUCUGUUGACACCAAACAGAGUCUUGUUUCCAUUUUAAUUUACUGUGACACACAAAGAACAUCAGAGAGACAGGCAUUUUUUUAAGUCGUGCAAUAACUCUGGGGCUUUUGGUAAUAAUUAUCUGAAGAAAAAAAGAAACACCCAAGAUUUUGGGAUUAAAACAAAGGACAUUUUCUCAGCAGUCAUAUAAUGACAAAUUAAAACCAGGAUUUUCCCAGAAGUGUCACUGUGAUACUUCUAAAUCUAUCUGACAGGGAUCAUUGUUAUAUUUUCUGUAGUAAAUGGUUUUGUUUGUGUUUAUAUUUGACAAAUGUGGGUUGACUGUAAAUAGAUCUGUUCUGUUUUAUAAAAUAAUUUUACAAAAUAAACAGGUUGCUAAGGUUGCA